AUGGCCUCUGCCCAAGAUGCCAGGUAUGGACAGAAAGACUCUUCUGAUCAGAACUUUGACUACAUGUUCAAAUUGCUUAUCAUCGGCAAUAGCAGUGUGGGGAAAACAUCCUUUCUGUUUCGUUAUGCGGAUGACUCCUUUACAUCUGCAUUCGUCAGCACAGUUGGGAUCGAUUUCAAAGUAAAAACAGUAUUCAAGAAUGAAAAGAGAAUCAAGCUUCAGAUUUGGGACACAGCAGGCCAGGAAAGAUACAGGACUAUCACCACAGCCUAUUAUCGUGGGGCCAUGGGCUUUAUUUUAAUGUAUGACAUCACAAACGAAGAAUCUUUCAAUGCGGUACAAGAUUGGUCAACUCAAAUCAAAACGUACUCUUGGGAUAAUGCCCAGGUUAUCCUGGUUGGCAACAAAUGUGACAUGGAAGACGAGCGGGUCAUCUCAACUGAGAGAGGCCAACGCCUAGGAGAACAGCUCGGAUUUGAGUUUUUUGAAACAAGUGCCAAGGAUAACAUUAAUGUCAAGCAGACAUUUGAGCGCCUUGUGGAUAUCAUCUGUGACAAAAUGUCAGAGAGUCUGGAGACCGAUCCAGCCAUCACUGCCGCAAAGCAGAACACAAGACUCAAGGAAACUCCUCCUCCACCGCAACCCAACUGUGGUUGUUAA
This is a messenger RNA of Cynocephalus volans (Philippine flying lemur), 660 nucleotides long. It is a transcript of the gene RAB3C, whose product is annotated as RAB3C, member RAS oncogene family. The record is from RefSeq and is a predicted model, not a curated record. Gene Ontology annotation, cellular component: synaptic vesicle; endosome; plasma membrane. Bases 1 to 660 code for a protein of 219 amino acids. Gene Ontology annotation, molecular function: GTPase activity; GTP binding; myosin V binding. The transcript has 4 exons. NCBI's taxonomy places the organism in Eukaryota, Metazoa, Chordata, Mammalia, Dermoptera, Cynocephalidae. Gene Ontology annotation, biological process: regulation of exocytosis; protein secretion; protein localization to plasma membrane.